CGACGACCGGCUGGCAAAGAGCUGCAUGCAACCGGUGGGAGGCCGGGCCGGCUGGGGCUGGGGCUCGGGCCGGUUCUCGGCUUGUCCCUGGUGGCGAGCGCGGACGGCCCGGAGGCGGCGGCUCUGAGCUGGCAGGCGGAGGGUUGUCUCCCGCGCCCGCCUGCCCGGAGCGGUCCGAGGAUGCGGGGGGGCGAUGCCCGGGGCCAGGGACGCGCUCUGUCACCAGGCGCUGCAGCUGCUGGCCGAGCUCUGUGCCCGUGGGGCCCUGGAGCACGACAGCUGCCAGGAUUUUAUCUACCACCUGCGGGACCGCGCCAGACCUCGUCUCCGCGACCCAGAUAUCUCAGUCAGCCUACUGACCCUUGUGGUCACUGCCUGUGGCCUCGCUCUCUUUGGCGUGUCUCUCUUCGUGUCUUGGAAACUCUGCUGGGUUCCGUGGCGAGAACGAGGCCUGUUCUCUGGUAGCAAAGACAACAACCAGGAGCCUCUUAACUACACAGACACAGAGACGAAUGAGCAGGAGAACAGUGAGGGCUUCCUAGACCCUCCCAGCCCCUGCCCUGACUCCUCCAUGAAGAUCAGCCACACCUCCCCCGACAUCCCCCUCUCCACCCAGGUGGGGGGCCAGGAGCACUGUGCCCAGGGCGUCCGCAUGAAGCGCCAAGUCACAGAGCCAGCCUCGUCAACUCGGCAUAAUUCAAUCCGAAGACAACUCAACCUGUCAAACCCGGACUUCAAUAUCCAGCAGCUUCAAAAACAGGAACACUUGGCUGGAAUUGGCCGAAUUAAGCCAGAGUUAUAUAAGCAGAGGUCGUUGGAUAAUGACGACGGGAGAAGGAAUAACAGCAAAGCCUGUGGGAGACUGAACUUUAUUUUAAAAUAUGACUGUGACUUAGAACAGCUCAUAGUGAAGAUUCAUAAAGCUGUCAAUUUGCCCGCCAAGGACUUUUCUGGGACUUCAGAUCCUUAUGUCAAGAUCUAUUUGCUUCCUGAUCGGAAAACAAAACACCAGACUAAAGUUCACAGAAAGACCCUGAACCCUGUGUUUGAUGAAGUGUUUUUGUUUCCUGUUCCCUACAACGAACUUGCAGCCCGGAAGCUUCACUUCUCUGUGUACGACUUUGACAGGUUCUCCCGCCAUGACUUAAUCGGCCAAGUGGUGGUGGAUCACUUCCUAGACUUGGCUGAUUUCCCCAGGGAGUGCAUCCUUUGGAAGGACAUCGAAUAUGUCACCAAUGACAAUGUGGAUCUUGGAGAGCUGAUGUUUUCCCUCUGCUACCUGCCAACGGCUGGCAGGCUGACCAUCACUGUCAUCAAAGCAAGGAAUCUAAAGGCGAUGGACAUAACAGGAGCAUCAGAUCCCUACGUGAAGGUCUCCCUGAUGUGCGAUGGCAGACGGCUGAAGAAGAGGAAAACAUCCACCAAGAGGAACACCCUGAAUCCUGUUUACAACGAAGCCAUAGUCUUUGAUGUCCCUCCCGACAACAUUGACCAAAUCCACUUGUCCAUAGCAGUCAUGGACUACGACCGUAUAGGUCACAAUGAGAUCAUCGGCGUGUGUCAAGUAGGCAACAAAGCCGAGAGGCUGGGCAGAGACCACUGGAGUGAAAUGUUGUCGUAUCCUCGGAAGCCCAUCGCACACUGGCAUUCCCUGGUGGAGGAGGAGGACGUGAGACGAGGUCAUUUGCUCCCCUGGCUCCCACGUACUGCCUUCUGAUGAUACCACUGGCUUCACAUUUUGAGUGCACUUGAGGAAUAUUCAGAACUGUAACUAAGGCAUCUUACCAAAUCAUGAAGGUUCCUCUUGAGCUUACGUGGAUGGCCAGGCACUAAAGUGCUUCAGUGUCUGUUUUCAUAAGAGACAGAGGAAACGGAAACACCACAGAGAUCCCUGUGGUGAGGGCAGACCCUUGCCCCUUGAAUGACAACUGGUCGGGAGGUGACAAGGAUAUUGGUCCUCCAGUUGGAUUUCCUCACCAGGGAAACAUUUUAGCAGCAGUUUUAUGCAAGGUAAUGAUUCGCUCCACCUAUAUGUGAAGAUGAGAAAGAGAAAAAUAGUGGGAUAGUCUUUUUUUGGACAAAAUAAGGGACUUAUAAACUGAGAUUUCCCCUCCCUACCCCCCAAAGCUAUUUUUAUUGAUGGGAUUUAGCGUGCCAGUGUCCAUAAAUACCUGCAGGGCCACUGAAGCAAAACUGAUUGCAAAGAACAUAAAAAUGCGCUCCAUGUUUUGGGAAUCUGAAAAGCAUUAACAAGCCUGUUAGAACCCAUGCCAGUUGCUGUAAGUGGCCAGAACGCAGUUGGGACAAGCAGGAUGGUUCGUGCUAAUGGGGUGUGUGUUUCUACCUGGUGGAGGGCGUGGUCAGCAAACAAAGCCAAGGGCAUUUAAAUUUCCCAAGCAAGUCUUUUUUCUUGUGUUAUCUGUACAAAAAAGGAUGCUAAACAUUUUCUCAUCUUCAGCCUGGAUACAAAAACUAGUGACUCUUGCAAAGGUCUCGAGAGGUAGUAAUCAUACCCAACACGGGAGCAUUAAGGUGAACACAGGAGGCGUGAGGGAUAACGAUAUGUUCGAAAAUAGCAUUGCUGCCUGAACAGAAAGACAAGUGCAUCUUGACUAUUCUGUCAUUCACAGAUGCACCAGCAGUCACUGCCCUGGGCCGUUCCUGCGGCACACUUGAAUAGUAAUUAAGUAAGGAAUGGUUAACAGUGGGCUUAAGUCUUAACAGUCUCUAGCUCCAGGAAUGGCAUUCAGAAGUGAUUGCUAAUAUAAUGGGCCCCUGGCUGAUUCUUCCCCCUAGAUGAAAUGAACUAGAGUGGCGUAUGCCAGCCUCUCAAAGAACCACACCUCCUUGGGGUUGUCUGUGGGGAGGAGAGCACUUCCUGGGUGAAAGGGUCCGGAGCCAGGGUGGAGCAUCCUGGCAGCAGACCGCAGGAGGACCUCAGGAAGACCACUGCUCCUGGAAAUGACCUUUCAGGGUAUGUGCCUGUUGAAUGCUCCCUCCCAAGUUCCACCAGAACAACCUGUUGAUAAGACAGAAUGGUUUAUUGCUUGCCUGGUAAUGGAAGGGGAGAGGCAAAGUCUGAUUUAUGAAGAUUUUGAAGUUUAGUUUGAGGUUGCUCUUUCAUUGUGGUAAGGGUUUUGAGACAGGGCCUGAGGGGCUUGGCUACAACUGGGUGAAUAUCAUGAUAUGAUAGUUUAGGUGGACAGAGAAAGGCAAGGAUUUUGAGACCAGGGUUCAAAGAGUUUGGGGGUGUAAACUGUCGAUGCUUUCUAAGGAAGAGUUGAUCGUCUUUUGGGAGGUCCCCAAAAUGCGCAAUAAGUUUGUUUGCAAUUUUUACUUAGUUUGGCAACUAUUUUAUUCUCUGGGAAUAAAGUUGCUAAUGAAGGCAAUAGAAUAGUAAAGUCAAGUUAAUGAAGAGUGUAUUCUGUAGUCAGCGAUGUUGGGGGAGUUGGCUUUACUCUUAUGCCCCAAAUACAAAAAGCAGGAUUGCUGGCAGGGGUCUGCCCCAUUCUGCAGAUACCCCCCCAGGACAGCAUGAACAUUUGCUUGUUACACCUCCCUGGCACCAGUGCCCUCUCUCUGAUGACCCUGACUUCUCAUUGGGGAUGCUAGGAAUCUUGGCUCCAGUAAUGGAACUACAACCUAGUCCCAGGCUAAACCAGUCAAGCCAGCCGUGGGGAUUAGCACUGCGUCGGCUGAUUUAAUCAGACAGUAUUAUAGACCUUUCUGUGCGGAUGCUUGGACAAAGAUGAUCUUUCUUCCCUGUGAUGUAAACAAGGAAGCCUAUCUCCCAGGAGCAGCUGUAGCCCUGUAGGACCUCUGGAGAGGCCAGGCUUAGGGUGAGGCUAACUCCAUGGGUGGCAGAAUAGAUAAAAAGUAUCCUGACCCUCAGGCACAUGGCUGAACGAGCCUCUCCUGAGUGUAGUGUUUGCUCAGGCCUUUAUGAACAUGUAAGCAUGUAAGUUUCCUUUGUGGUGUAAGCAACUCGAGGUGGGAUUUCUGUGCCUGAAACAGAAGACACCCUCUCAGGGACACAGAAAACCAUUCCCAGAGCUGCCAUGGGGUCAGCCCUUCUGUCUCGCUCACCACGUAUGUACAAUACCUAACGAAGUAUGUGGCACGUGGUAGACAGUCAGUAAAGCGUUUUUAAAAAAACAAAUUAUUGAUGUUCGGUUAAUCAGCUUGUGUAUUGAAACAGUUAUGGCCAAAAGAAGGACUCUGCUGUUAAUGACACACAAUGUAAACAACGAGAAACUGCUUUCCUUUUGCUCUGUAUCUUAUUUACCAAAGGCAAAUUCAAAUCCUGCGUGGAUUUGCAGGAGCCCUGGGCAGCUCUCCAUCCUGUGCGGUUCCUCAGGGGCGAAGAUCAGCAACAUCCCUGUCCUUUCCUGGUUACAUGUUCCCCAUGUACUGCAAUUCAUUAGUUUAGAAUGAAAAUGAAAAUCUAUACUCAUUUAAUAAUAAUUUAAUAAUAGUACUUGAGCAACUUGAACAUUCUCUUUUAAUCCUGUA
This is a messenger RNA of Phyllostomus discolor (pale spear-nosed bat), 4512 nucleotides long. RefSeq names its product synaptotagmin 9 (gene SYT9). Lineage: Eukaryota; Metazoa; Chordata; Mammalia; Chiroptera; Phyllostomidae. The coding region runs from base 194 to 1717 and encodes 507 amino acids. The record is from RefSeq and is a predicted model, not a curated record. The transcript is spliced from 7 exons. Gene Ontology annotation, molecular function: clathrin binding; SNARE binding; phosphatidylserine binding. Gene Ontology annotation, cellular component: membrane; dense core granule. Gene Ontology annotation, biological process: regulation of dopamine secretion; cellular response to calcium ion; regulation of calcium ion-dependent exocytosis.